Molecule: messenger RNA, 2798 nt
Organism: Suillus paluster
Lineage: Eukaryota; Fungi; Basidiomycota; Agaricomycetes; Boletales; Suillaceae
Exons: 4
Coding region: 237-2798 (853 amino acids)
Molecular function (GO): protein binding
Source: RefSeq, a predicted model, not a curated record
AGCACGAGUAGACUGAAUCAGCCACUAUUCCUAUGAUCGCGGGUGGCAUGAGUAUUGACCAUUUUCCACAGGUCCGGCAACGGAUCGCCGCUGAGACGGAGUUGAUUCACCAGACGCACUUUCGAAGGUCAAAUUAAAUUAUCCCAGCGUCGUCGUGAAACGCAGCGUUGAGUGCUUCAAGGAAGGGGGCCCGCCUCCAUCGGGCAGGCAUCGGAGUGACUUGUCUUCCGCCUUCAAUGAAACCUGAUAUUAAUACCUUCAAGUCGUACGAGUGGGUAGCCCUUGCAGUGGGCUUGUUGCAGGCUCGAGAGUCCACAUCAUCGACUCUGGAAUUUCUCCACGGUGGUCGAGCUUCACAGCCUCCCCGAUCCUGGCUGUCGAUGCUAGGGGGAGCCAGCCCCAUUCACAGGCAGCAUCUCAAGCAAGCCGUCCGGAUCUGCAUCCGGCGUCACUUUCCUCUCGGAACACCAAUCCAUUCCAAUUUUCGCAAUACAGCAUGUUCAGUUCGGGCAGUGACCCACUCCCAGGCACAUGCACCCAACCUCCAGACCAGUGCAGAACGAAAUUUUCAGCCCGCCCACCCUCAUAUUGCGUCAUCUUAUUGUCCCAGCCCGAACACGCGGUCUUCUAUGAAGGCCAAGAAAUCUCCCGUCACAGAAACUCUGGACAGUUAUCCACAGGAAGUGGUAGCUGCCAUCGACACGUGUCUCGGACAGGCGAGAGACGUCAUGGAUUGCGAAGCUGUAAAAAGGAUCAAAGACGUUCCUAUCCACUCUCGAUAUUUUACAGACAGGAAAAGUGUCAAUCGUCUUACCCAGGACGCGGUCAUGACUUCACUCCCACAACGAGCAUUACAAGUUCUGAACAUUGCACACCACUUUGGCUGUCACUUAAAACCCAAUCACUACGAAGGCGUUGCCUAUCAUCUGGCAGGCAGGAGUCAUUGGAGUUUGAUACCACCCCUAGUUACAGCCGCCAGGCAUCAUUGUGGCCGUGCAUCGGUCCGACUCCUCAAUUGGAAGAUGCGUGCUUUCGUAGAGAGCCAACGUUACGAUCAACUCGACCACGCGUUCGAGGAGUUCACAAACGAGGAGCUGCAGCCUACCAGGAGAACGUUUCAUAUCCUUAUUUCAGGUCACCUCCGCAACAGAAAUUUGAAUUCUGCAAAGCAGUACAUGGAGAAGAUGGCCGUCGCUGGGUUCCCUGUGGAUCCUUCUACUCAUGCGGUUAUUGUUUCCGCUUAUCGUUCUCUGGGAGUAGAUACACAAGUUCACAUCCGUGCCUUCGAGGCUUUGUCCAUUUUAGAUGGGCGACUAUCUACCAUCGUUCUCAACAGCAUUGUGCAACAGCUUUUAGACUCAGGAGACGAAGAAGCCGCGACACGUUUUAUGCUAUCAUUCGAUCUUCCCGGUGGACACGGUCGAGCUACGGGGUCUACCACCGAGCUCGUUGGCGAGCACACCUCCGACCCGUUGUCAACGCGCACCCCCAUAGACGCUCCUGCUGUAAAGCCCAAUGCAGCUACUUUCUCCAUUCUCUUGCGCUAUAUGGCAAGAGAAGGCAAGCUUUCGCGCAUGCUCAAACUUCUGGACCACAUGAAACGGGCCGGUGUCCAUCCAAAUCCCUCUAUUCUAGCAGCGCUUAUACGAGGAUAUCUAGCUGCAGGUCAUAGUCGGGAAGCCAUUAGCAUCGUCGCCGUGCUGCUGAACGCGCGAUCUCCUGCUGCUGCUGGGGUCUUCUGCCGCUGGAUGCAGGUGCAGCCACUGACAGUAUUCCCGCUUGAUGUCCAUGGUGUCCCCUUGACGGCGCAUAUAUUCAAUGCACUAAUGAGUGGAUUGCUUGACGUCAUGGGUCUCAGAGCGAUGCGAGAUAUCUUGCGCACGAUGCGUGCUGUCGGGAUUAAUCCUGAUAGUUACACGGUGGAAAUUCUUAUGAAUUUCCUCGAGCGAGCCCAAGGAACCAAUCCACGUCAUUUGAUACGCGUGCUUCGUUCAUUUUCAUCGCCUUCGCUUCGACCCACCAUCCGACACAUCCACAUCAUCCUACGGAGUAUUCUUCGUCGCGAGAAAUCCAUGGUUCACGGAUGUGGAUGGGACGCGACCGCUGCCAAGUUCUCUAAGAAGCGAAAGCACAACCCCAAGUUCCCGGGGGGGCGUAUUCUGGACACCACUGAACACUGUCACCCCACAGCCGGUCUCAAACUUCCUCGUCGUUUGCGGUUGAACUCCUGGUUCAGACCGAUCCUGCAAUCUGUUUCCCGGCAGGCCAUUCAAAGCGAUCGUGCGGUCAUUGCACUACGGCUCAAGCAUGAAGCAGUCACUAGGUCUGACAUGGAGACUUCUCAGACUGUUUUCCGAAACAUGUUGGAUCGAGGGCUUCACCCAACCAUCCACCAUUACUCGACGCUUAUGGACGGUUACGCGAAGAUGGGCGAUAUUCGAGGCGCUAAACAAGUACUCCGAGAUGCACUUGAGGCUGGCAUCCAGCCAAAUGCGAUAAUGUACACCAUUCUCGUCAACGGCUUUGGUCGCCAAGGAAGGCCGGAGGAAGCUAUGCGGGCUUUCCGUGCAAUGAUUCGUGCUGGUAUUGUUCCUGAUGUGCCCUCCAUUGACGCAGUUGCCCACGCAUAUUUUGCUGUGGGGGCAUAUUCGGUGGCAAGACGAGUGCUGCGCGAACUCCGUCGCGUUUCGCUCCUAUAUCUCGAAUCCGGAGCUUGGGAGACGCAAGUUGUCCAAGCGUCAGCAGCGGCUGCUGCACUGGAAGAUGAGGGCAAUCAAAACGGAGUGGAUGCGAUUUGA